AUGGAUUCUCCGGACUUCUCUGAGAGGAAGCAUUUCCUGCCGAUGAACAGCCCGGGUGUUGAGGCUGCCUACUGUGACAGGAAUGUUUCGGCCCAAGGCCGCGGACCUGUGUCUAGAAUUAAGGGGUGCUUGACACAAAGGGUCCAGUACAGCCUGUGGCUUGUCCUGUUGUAUCAGCUGUCGUUUCUCACUACCGUGAUUUUGCUCAUGCAGUUUACAGCAAAGCCCGGUCACCACGACAGUCUUGUCUUCAAGGUCAGAGAGUACGACUUUUCAGGCUACCAGUGCGCUCCCCUGGGGGCGCCCCCGGAGGUGGCGCGGCGACGUGGCUGCGAGCUGGAUACGUUCGCACUGCACUGGUACCCCAGGGAGAGGCUCGAGGACCCCGACACCAGGGAGCUCAUGCGCAAUUUUACCGACAUGGGCUGGCCCCGGUACUACGACCGCGAGGCCAAGAAAAAGAUUGACGUCUUCGAUCCGGCCGAAAGCCAGGCCUGGGUCACCAAGAAGGAGCACUAUUGGCACUGCGGCUAUACCACUAUCCUCUCCCACCUGUGGAUAACCAAGGGCUUCGACCCCCCGGUGACCUAUGCUCACACCAUCCACUGCGUGACCAUGCUCUUAAACCUCAUCGAGAAGAAUCCCCCGCCCGAUCUGUACGAGGUGGCCGCCAAUAUCAAGACCCCGCCCGAUCCCGAACAUUGGCCUUUGGGCCGUCACGUUUUCCGCCUGGUGCUUCCAUUCAUAACUGCAUGUGGGGAACUUGAGGUGAAGCAGGCUGUUAAAAAUAUCCUUUUGGCGCGCGAGAUCCCAGUUGAUGAGCAUGUCGGCGCAGUGGGCGCUGUGGGCGUAGCUCGAAGUCCAACUGUCCAUGGGCCGGUCCAGGGCGACGGCACGGUGGAAUUUCUUCCAGAUGAGGGCGCAGUGCGCCAUGUGCUGAUGCCAGGGUACCCAAGCGCUGGCGAGCUCACCGUUAAUGGCAACGUGCUUGGGUAUCAUGGCCUCGGCCGGGGGCGUCAGGUUGGUCCGCGCGAACUGCCAGUCCUGCGCGUCCCAGUCAUCGCCCAGCUGCUGAUCGUAGCACUCGGGCGGAACCCAUGCGAAGUUGUGCAGCUCGAACUUGCAGCCCAGGGCCCUUGCCUCUUCAGGAGUGUUGCCGCACGAAUAGAGGAUGGGUGCCGUCGUCUGGAUGGCGGCGGCAUCGUGGCCCCAGGAAGGGCGUGGCGGUUUUCUCUCGGCGAUUCCACAAAUGCCAAGGACGCCCAUGGACAGCCAAAAGAUCUUCAAGAGUGA
Pyricularia grisea is the source of this 1293-nucleotide messenger RNA. RefSeq lists its product as uncharacterized. The record is from RefSeq and is a predicted model, not a curated record. The transcript has 3 exons. Lineage: Eukaryota; Fungi; Ascomycota; Sordariomycetes; Magnaporthales; Pyriculariaceae. Bases 1 to 1293 code for a protein of 430 amino acids.